UCGAGAAAAACUUCCAAGCAAGAGCGUUUGGUAACUUUAGUUUUCAGUAUUGCAGAGUUCUGAAAAUUUUUAGGGUGAAAAGAAACGCUCUAGCAAAAAAAGGAAGAGAGAGAAAUGGUGGGUGGUGGUGCCCCCCACUGAAACAGUUCGUCUCUCAAGUGUGAGCUCCAGAGAGAGAGAGGGAGGGGGGAAGGGAGAGAGGGCUCUUUCUCUCAGGGUGUGAAGAGUUCGGUGAGUGGGAGAUUUUCGGGCGAAAGCGGUUGUGGGGAGUGCCGCAUUGUCGCAUGAUACAGUGACGGUGGGACUUUACUAAAAAGGUUUUGCUAAUUGGCAACUGGUACCUGUGGUAAUGGGUAAAUCUCCCGGUAAAUGGCUUAAGACCCUUCUCUUCAGGAAGAAAAGCACCAGAUCCAAUUAUGCAAAGACAAAGGAUAAUCCGGUCACAAAUGAGAAGGGCCAGCUGAUCUCUCCAAAGGAGCCUCUUGCUGACUUGGCUGUCAAUUCAUCCUUGGUUUCCCAGCCAGUUCCUACAAAAAAUGAUGUAAAUGGCUCUAACGUGGAAGCUGAGACGAGGGCAGCAGAAGAAGUAUCAUGUGAAGUAGGCACCUUUGUGGCUGUGCACAAAGACGUACAGAGCUCUGAUUCAGGUGUUGGAACCAGGGUUUCAUAUGAUCCUGAGAAGAUCCGAGAAGAGCAGGCUGCAAUAAAAGCACAAGCAGCUUUUCGAGGUUACCUGGCGCGUCGUGCAUUUCAAGCUCUCAAGGGUAUCAUCAAGUUGCAGGCUCUUGUUCGUGGCCAUCUGGUAAGGAGGCAGGCUGUGGCAACUUUGCUUUGUUUGCAGUCUAUAAUCAAGUUGCAAGCAGCUUUCCGUGGACAACGGGUUAGAGCUUCUGAUCUUGGGCAAGCCCUACAUCAGAACUUGGGUGGCGGAAAAAUAAUGAAUACCAACUUUUCUGGUGCCAUAAAGGGGCUAUCAGCUCAGACAGACAGACUACUUUCCAGUGCUUUUGCUAAGAAGCUUUUAGUCUCCUCUUCUAUGAGGAAACCGCUGCAACUUUUUUAUGUUGAAUGUCAACCAAACUCUGCUUGGAGCUGGCUAGAACGUUGGACAGCUUUCCGAUUCACUCUUCCAGCUGUCCAGUCAAAGAAGAGAGGUGACACAAAGCUUCAUAAGCACACCAUGUCUCGUAGUGUAGAGAAUGAGGCAAACAGGCUGAAACGUAAUACCCGAACACGUUCCCUUGCACACGGUGAGUCUAUUGUGUCAAGUACUGCUCAUGAAUCUGAAAGAUCGAAGAGAAAUCUGAAGAAAAUACCUGCACAACCUGUUGAUUCACCUCAGGAGCCUCAGAGUGAGCUUGAAAAGAUUAAACGAAACUUGCGAAAGGUAACUUUAAAUGCUACAACUGACAUUGCUUCAGAUCAUCAAGAGAUGGAAACUGAAAAGGUGAAGCGCAACGUGAAUCUGAGAAAGACUUCAAGUUCAACAACUGAGUUUCAUGAUAAUGGUGAAGCAGAUUUUGUUGAUAAAAGCAGUAAAGAGUCACCCAUUACUUACGCAGAGCAGCCUCAGCUAAAGGCAGUUUGUGAACCAAUAGUAGCAAACAGUCUGGCAGAUUUCCCUGAAAUUGACAAAUCAGUUGAGCUGAAUGCAAAUGAUACAACGGAACCAGUAAUUCCACCAGAAAACAUUGUAAAAUCUGAGAGUCUCUCUGCAGUAAAUGGGGAGCUAAGUUCUCACUCUAAGGACGAUGAAGUGUGCAUAGAUAAUCAGAAAACCAGUAAGCGUAGGUCUUCCUCCCAAGAAAAUGGGUUGCAUAGCAACCCAACACUACCUAGUUAUAUGGCGGCGACUGAAUCUGCAAAGGCUAAGCUGCGUUGCCAAGGUUCUCCAAGAUUCAGUUCUGAUGGGACAGAAGGAAAUGGUUUUACCAGGCGUCAUUCUUUGCCCUCAGUUUCCAAUGGGAAAGUGAGCUCUUUGUCCCCAAGAAUGCAGAGGCUUGUCCAAUCUAAUGGGAAAGGAAGCAUCAGAGACAGAUCACUGCAGUCAUCUCGUGAUGGGAAUGACAAGGUGGUUCAGCCAGAGUGGAGGAGGUGAACUGAAUUCUAGAUUUGUGUUCUUGGGAGAGUAAAUAUCUACUAGUGUACAUUGUUCCAGAGAGGUCUUCACUGUCUACUGAUAUACUUUCAGAAACAUGGUGGUGUUUGUGCUUUCCAGUUGUGGUGUUCACAUUUUCUAGGGUUUGGGUUAUUUUGGUUUAUGUAAAAUUUCAGGGCCUUAGGGUUUGUUAUGGGUGUUGGUUACAUGUAAGGGUUUAGAGUUUGUGUUGGUUUCUGGGUAUCUAUACUUGAUUCCUCCUCUUUUUCUUCUUCUUCUUCUCUUCAUUUUCCUUUUUUUUUCCCCUCCUUAUUUGACAAUGGAACUAUACUCAGAUGACCCUGUAAUUGUGUGCCUAAGUGUCAAGGAUUUGCUACCUGUUUCUGUAGGAUGGUUUCUGGAUAGUGGCUUGAUAUCUAUCCAGACAGGAUUUCAGUUGCAUGGUUUCUCUCCUGAAGAA
Molecule: messenger RNA, 2558 nt
Organism: Nymphaea colorata (pocket water lily)
Lineage: Eukaryota; Viridiplantae; Streptophyta; Magnoliopsida; Nymphaeales; Nymphaeaceae
Product: protein IQ-DOMAIN 31-like
Exons: 8
Coding region: 350-2098 (582 amino acids)
Molecular function (GO): protein binding
Source: RefSeq, a predicted model, not a curated record